GUAUUUUAUGUCACAUGUAUUAUAUUAUUAUAUAUAUAUGUGUAAGUUUUUUUUUAUUUAUUACGACAAUCAAAUCGAUCUAUCAUUUCAGAGUUAAUUCACCAGAUGGCGUAUAUGUUUUUAUUUUGGAUUGAAAUUGAGAAAUGCGGACAUAAUGCGACUAUUUUUGAGUAUGACUAAGAUAUAAAACAAUGUUUUGCACCUCUAAACAUUUAAUGUGCAUUCGUUUAGACAAAGAACGUGAAGUGAAGCUCAAAAUUUAACGUGACAAUAGUGUAUAAAGCUAAACAUCAUGGAGUUGCCUCGCACGCCAAUGGAUAACCUCAUGAACGUGCUUUCAGGCUUCAGCAUUGGACACGAAAAAGCUCUGAAGCAAGGUGUCUAUAAUGCAGUAGCAUUAUUACUCCUUUGCUUAGUUUGCACUGCUACUUACGGGCUUUAUAUAAUCCUGCAACCUUUUGUGAAACCUUUAAUAUGGGCAUUACUCUGUGGUUCUGUGCUCUUCCCAUUCAAAUUUUACAUUACAAAUACAGUUAAUUCCUGGUUUGCUGAAACUGAAAGCUCCCACGAGCCUCUUUUGGUAAACUUCGCUAUGGUACCUAUAAAGAUUAUGGACAGGAUAUCAGAAGGAAUCGGUUCUUUCCUCUAUGGACACCUAAAAUAUGUAGGAAUUGCCCUAGCGUCAGCAGGUGUAGCAUUUUUGGUAUAUUCUUAUACUCCCAGUGUCUUAAUUUGCCUUAUUUGGCGAUUUAUCCAACUUGGCAUUGCAUUUGUUACAUUUUUUGUUGUCAACUGCAACAUUUAUGUGAUGUUUAUUGUAGUGAUUGGCUACAUGUCAAUCUUCUAUAUCUACUGGACUCCAUCCAAUGGCAUUUCUUUUAAUUAUGCAUCACUAGUGAUUUGGAUAAUGUUCAGUUUAUACAUAUCAAAUAUUUUUGGAAUGUAUCAAAUAGCUAUCUUUUGUUUAUUACAAAUUUUAUGUAUUACUGGAUUUGUCUAUGAAGUCAUUCUUAUUAUGGAUCACAAAGAAACUCAAGGAAAACCCUUGACAUUUGCUGAAGCAGUACAGUUGGCUUUGACUGGUGAUGAUGCAUCAAAUUCUGAUGCAAAAAUAUCUGAGACAGUUGAGGAAGAAGAGGAUGCAAUUGUAGGAGAAUUAUUAACGCCUCGAAUGACUCCUGAUGAUAUAAAAGAGCCACUUCCAACGUCAAGUAGUCGAAGACCGACUUUAAAAAUAUUAAAAAAAGCUUUAUCUCUUGAUGCUGAUGCAGGAAUGGCUUCAUCACAAGAAAGACGAAGCAACAAUAGAUCAUCAAGUCUAUCAAAUCCUCGAGCAUCAAUACGGGAACGUUACUUUCUUAAAAAACUUCGUAAUGAACUCAAAAUGUCGUGUGAUAAUCCAGAUGAAGAUGUUGAUACUGACGUAUAUAUGUACGGAGCAGUAUAUGCUUGUACAGGAAUGUUAUUGUGGAAACAUAAAUGGAUAUUGAUAAUAUUAACAGUGCCAAUAAUUUGGUAUGUCAUCAAACAAAUCGGAAAGUAUUUUAGCUUUUGGGAUUACAUAAAUAAUCAACGGAAUAAAUUAAUUGAAGUUUUUAAAAAUUGGUAUAAAGAAAGACAACAAGCAUUAAUACCAGCACAUGUUAGAGGCUUAUAUAAAAUUUAUGUUAUCCUCGACAAAAAAAUAAAAGAAGUUUUAAAAGCAUCAAUUGAUUCUGUUGCAACAAUUGUUGUUAUUUUAGCAUUGUUAAUUUUCACGUUUUCUGCAUCAAUAUUUGUUUUAGUACAGAUAUACUCGGAAGGAAUACAUUUAAUUCAAGUAACAGGAGAAAUUUUAAAUUCAACACUAGUAAACAAUCCAGAUAUUGACUGGUUGCCAAAGCAGUGGGAGGAAUCUGUUAAUAGUGUAUUAGAUAAUGCAUAUACAUACGGUAGAAGUGCUAUUGCAGAUGGUGUAAAGAAAUUGGUCAAGGAUUUAGAGCCUUCGAAAGCUGAAUUGUUAGAAAAAAAAGUUUUAGAAUUAUGGGAUAGACUUUAUCAAGCUUGGAUGAUGUCUGAUGAACCCGCAGACAUGAUUGGACCAACUGUAGAUGUUGCUGCAGCUCUUUCCGUAUGGGAAAGUUUUCGAGAGAGCUUUGGAAAAGUGCCAACCCAGAUGUUCAAUAUGAGUGGUAUUUCGAAUUUUGCCAAAGACAAUGUUGGUAUAUUUGUGUCUGUACUCGAUUCAAUUUGGAGUAUUGUCAAAGGAAAUAUUUCUAUAGUAUUAAGUGUCUUUACAGAAUUACUUUCUCUUGUUCUGAUUAGUGGAUCUGCUGUUCUCAAUUUUGCGUUAAGUACUAUAGUAUUUUUCACAACAUUAUUUUAUCUUCUUAGCUCAAGUGGGAAGACUUAUAAGCCUAUUGAGUUAAUUGCUAUGUUCAGCCCAAUAAGCCUUUACAGGUACGUUAUUAAAUACCUUUCUUUAUCUUAUAAUGAAGCUAAUACAGUUGGGUUUUAUUCAUUAAACGAAUGCAGGAAGGAUGAUUUAGGCGGAUUUGCAAUAGCGCUACAGGAGGCAGUUAUUGGCGUUUUCACGGCAACAUUCAAACUUGCUUCAUUCUUUGGCAUGUGGACAUGGUUUAUACACAAUUUAUUCCAAGUGAAAAUCGUUUAUCUUCCAUCUGCAUUUGCCACCGUUCUGGCUGCAGUACCCUUUUUAGAUGCAUAUUUUGCAUGUAUUCCAGCUACGAUUGAACUCUGGUUUACGCGAGGCAGAGUGAUGGCCAUUCUUUUCUUUACUUUUCAUUUUCUACCUUGUAAUAUCGUUAUUACAAACUUCUAUAAAGAGAUUAAAGGGGGCGGGCAUCCCUACUUAACCGGUUUGUCAAUUGCCGGAGGUAUUUUGUAUCUGGGGGUUGAAGGAGCAAUUUUUGGUCCUCUUCUACUCUGUUGUAUUAUGGUAGCUAUAAAUUUAAGUCGUCGCUAUAUACAAUCGUUCUCUGAGGACGCAUUGAACUCAUUAAAAUCUCAAAUUAACCAAAUGGAAGUAGAACAAGCAACAUCGCCUUAAUAAGUAUCAUCGAAUUUAAAGCUGUUCUUUCAAAUUACAAUUAGUAUUUUAACAAUUUCAAUGCCUAUUUUUUAAGACUAAGUGAAAAAGUUUUAUUUAUCGCUCGAUUUCUCGGAAUGAAACGAAUUUUACGCUUAAAUAGACUGCAUUUAAUAACGCUAGUCCAUAAUGCGUUUAGAAAAAAAAAACUGAUGUCAAUUGUUAUGCAGCAAAUUUAAAUCUUAAGAAAUUUAUAUAUUUCAUAAAUAUUUUAAUAUUUUCAUUGCGAGAUUUUCUUUUUUUAUAUAAAAAAAAAAUUAAAAUGGGUUAUAAAAAUGAAGUAUUAUAAGAUAAAAUUUUUGUAAGCUCUUAUAAAAUAUUUAUUCAUACUUAUGAGUAAAGUUAAAGAUGCAGUGUUGACCGCUGUAUAAAAAAGAUAAUAUAAAAAAUGCCAAGUGCGUGAUAAUAAUAUUAAUACAAAAAAUAAAAAUUAUUCAUGAAAAA
Messenger RNA from Chelonus insularis, 3532 nucleotides. RefSeq names its product transmembrane protein 245. The coding region runs from base 293 to 3049 and encodes 918 amino acids. The record is from RefSeq and is a predicted model, not a curated record. The transcript is spliced from 7 exons. Lineage: Eukaryota; Metazoa; Arthropoda; Insecta; Hymenoptera; Braconidae.